GGCGCAGCGUCCCGGCUUCUCUUGCCUGCCUUGUUGACCGUGUCGCGAGCCGACAGCGGAGGAGAGGGGUUAGGGUUCUUGCGCUCCCUGCGCGCCGCCGCCGCCGCCCGGAAAAUAGGGGAGGGGAGGAUGGAGGGAACUAGCCGCGCGGACGGGAGGAACCCGAACCAGCUCCGGCCCUUCAGCUGCACCGGCAACCCGCUCAACCGCGCCCACGGCUCCGCUCGCUGGGCGCAGGGCGACACCGUCGUGCUGGCCGCCGUCUACGGGCCCAAGCCGGGGACCAGGAAGGGGGAGAACCCGGAGAAGGCCUCCAUCGAGGUCGUCUGGAAGCCCAAGACCGGCCAGAUCGGAAGGCAGGAGAGGGAGUAUGAGAUGACACUCAAGAGGACGUUGCAGAGCAUCUGCAUGCUCACCGUUCAUCCAAACACCACCACCUCUGUUGUGCUUCAGGUUGUGGGUGAUGAUGGCUCUCUUCUGCCAUGUGCAAUUAAUGCUUCCUGCGCUGCCCUUGCAUUUGCUGGCAUCCCUUUGAAACAUCUUGCAGUCGCAAUUGGCUGUGGGGUGAUGGAGAAUGGUGUGGUUAUUUUAGACACAAACAAGGCAGAAGAGCAGCAACUGAAGUCCUUUGCUCAUCUGGUGUUCCCCAGUUCACGCAAGUCGGUCGAUUUGAAGGAAGCAAAAGAGAAAGACGCCGAGUUUGAGCGAGGGUUGAUAACCUCAAUCUCCCAUGGAGUGAUGUCUGAGGACGACUACUUGAACUGCAUAGAGAGAGGUCUUGCGGCGUCCUCACGGAUCUCGGAUUUUAUGAGGAAGACUCUGCAGAAGGGGGCGGAUGCCUGAGUGGCAUCAUGGUUGACAGCAUAGUGCGAUUUUGGUGGCAGCUCGCUCAUGUUGCAGUGGAGGCGGCAACCAACUAGCAGGAGGAAAUGCUGCUACUUGAUCUAGUUGCCGUGAGCGCUGAAUCAUUGUAGAGGCGAUUGGUGAGGAUCUGAUGUUAGUUGGUUUUGACGAGUUUGUGCACAAUGUUACUAUCGACUUGCGGAGUCCCUCAGAUUUGUAUUUGGGGUCCGCAUAUUGUCGUGCUUUGUUUGGUGGAUGAAAUGAUUGACGAAGGUGUUGGUAGAACGCAA
Messenger RNA from Panicum virgatum (switchgrass), 1133 nucleotides. RefSeq names its product exosome complex exonuclease RRP46 homolog. The record is from RefSeq and is a predicted model, not a curated record. Gene Ontology annotation, cellular component: cytoplasmic exosome (RNase complex); nuclear exosome (RNase complex); nucleolus. The transcript has 7 exons. Bases 130 to 843 code for a protein of 237 amino acids. NCBI's taxonomy places the organism in Eukaryota, Viridiplantae, Streptophyta, Magnoliopsida, Poales, Poaceae. Gene Ontology annotation, biological process: nuclear mRNA surveillance; poly(A)-dependent snoRNA 3'-end processing; rRNA catabolic process.